Teleopsis dalmanni is the source of this 2066-nucleotide messenger RNA. RefSeq names its product glucose dehydrogenase [FAD, quinone]-like. Bases 98 to 1978 code for a protein of 626 amino acids. Gene Ontology annotation, molecular function: ecdysone oxidase activity; flavin adenine dinucleotide binding. The transcript has 4 exons. NCBI's taxonomy places the organism in Eukaryota, Metazoa, Arthropoda, Insecta, Diptera, Diopsidae. The record is from RefSeq and is a predicted model, not a curated record.
AAAUUUGCAAUGUAUGGAAUUUAGUUGCGAAUUAGAGUCUAAACUAUUAGGUUGAUAGUACGGAAUAGAAUUUAAAAAAUAUUAUAUAGCGUGAGCUAUGGAGUAUCUAAGUGCGGAGUGUGCUGCUCGAUCAGCAGGACCGGCAAAUACUUUGAUGACAUUAUUACUUCAAACUUUGAUAACAAAAUUUUGUGCUUUAAGUGAUGGCAAUCGAUGGCCCGAGGAUCACGGCAAUCGGAUCGAAAAAGAGGGAUUAGGUACUUAUGAUUUCGUAGUAAUUGGCUCUGGUACAGCUGGAUCAGUUGUAGCAGGACGUUUAAGUGAAAAUCCUCAAUGGAAUGUGUUAUUACUGGAAGCUGGUGGCGAUCCUCCUAUUGAAACAGAGUUUGUAGGUUGGCAUAUGGCAACACAAUUCUCAAACUGGGAUUGGCAAUAUCACACCGAACCAAAUGGUAAAGCUUGCAUGGCUAUGCAAGGCGAAAGUUGUCAUUGGCCGCGUGGCAAAAUGUUAGGUGGAACAAAUGGUAUGAAUGCUAUGAUCUAUGCACGUGGUACGCGUGCAGAUUUUGAUGAUUGGCGUGAUCGUGGUAAUCCAACUUGGGGUUAUGACGAUGUGCUACCAUAUUUUCGUAAAGCUGAAGACUUACGUUCCGAACGCGACGACUAUACUCCAGGUGAUCACGGUAAAGGUGGACCUAUGGGCAUAAAUAAUUAUGUUUCGGAUAAUGCAUUUCGACCAAUCAUACGUGAAGCAAUGCACGAAAUGGGUUAUAAUAGUGCUGCUGAUUUCACAGAAGGUUCCUGGGUGGGACAGAUUGAUAUAUUGGGCACACAAGAUGGCGGUAGACGUAUAACUACAGCGAAAUCGCAUUUAGAUAGCAACCGUAAAAAUUUGCAUGUUAUACGACAGGCACAUGUGAAACGUGUAAAUUUCAAUGCUGAAAAGAAAGCAACUGGGGUUACUUUCAUGCUUAAUGGCAAACGGGAAUACACAGUACAAGUGAGCAAGGAAAUAGUGCUGUCAGCUGGUGCAAUAGGCACACCACAAAUUUUAAUGUUAUCAGGUGUGGGUCCAACUGCACACUUAAAGAAACAUGGCAUACCAACCAUGUUGGAUCUUGCUGUAGGACAAAACCUAAAAGAUCAUGCCAGUUUACCAGUUGUUUUUCAAAUCGAUAAGUCUACUGCAAGAAAACCCACUGAAGAAGAAUUGGUAGAUGCUAUGUAUAAUUUACUAAUGGGUCGGCAUAGUAAAUUAUUGCAUCACGAAGCCACAUCAUUAACUGGUUUCAUUAACACUACUUCAAAGACCGGACCAAAUCCUGAUAUACAAACAACUAAUUUCUAUAGCUUAAUGCAGAGUCCUGAAUUGAAAGGUUAUGUUGCUGCCACCGGUUUUAAUGAACGCGUUGCAAAAUCUAUUUUGGCGGCAAAUCAACUAUCAAAUACUUAUAUCACAUAUCUGCUGCAUUUGAAACCCUUCUCUUUUGGUCAUAUUGAGUUAACCAGCGCUAAUUACUUGGAUAAACCGAAAAUCUAUGCAAAUUAUAUGUCUGAUAAACGUGAUAUAGAUACUUAUGUACGCGCCUUAAAGAUAUAUAGUAAAUUACCGGAAACGAAGGCUUUUAAGAUACGUGAAGCUGCUCUACAUAAAGUAGAUUUGGAAGCUUGCAAUUCUUUAGUUUUUCAAUCAGACGACUAUUGGCGUUGUUAUAUUAGACACAUGACUACUACCGUAUAUCAUCCGGUUGGAACUACUAAAAUGGGUCCAGUGACUGAUUCACAAGCUGUUGUAGACUGGCGUUUACGUGUGCAUGGUGCACAAAACUUAAGAGUUAUCGAUGCUAGCAUUAUGCCGGACAUUGUUGCAGCUAAUACUAAUGCUGCCAUCAUUAUGAUUGGCGAGAAAGGUGCUGAGAUGAUAAAGGAAGAUUGGGAGCAGAAUGGUGCUCGCAAAAAUACUCACAAUGAAUUGUAAAAUGUUUCCUAUUUAGUUUUAUUUUUUAGUAAAAAAAAAAAAUUUUUUUUAUAACUUUUGGAAAGGUUAAGAAAUAUAUAAAAAUAUA